AUGCGGAACACUAGAAUUGGACGCUUUACGCGUGGAUACUUUUGCACAACUAUAGUUUUCCAUUUUCUUGCGUUUUUCUUUGGAGCUCAAAUUUUUAGUUUUGACACCUUCCUUUUUGCUCUUCUUUUAACUACCACUACAUUCUUACCUCUAAACAUCUCUUGUUCUGAAAGUGCUGAAAAAUUCUGGAAUUGUUGGGAUAAUUAUCCACAAACUAUUUCUCAAUUAUAUUCUAUACGUGUUGCUUUUGGUAGUUUAAUUGGUUCUUGGAUUGGUGUUUUUGUUGUUCCUUUAGAUUGGAAUCGUUGGUGGCAACGUUGGCCUAUUUGCUCCGUCUUUGGUUUAUUUAUUUUUUCACUUAUUGGUGUAUUGUCUGCUUAUUUCCGUCUAUUUACUAAUUAUCCAAUUAACAAGGCAAUUUCAAUUAAAAAUAUUUUUAGAAUUAUUUAA
Meloidogyne enterolobii is the source of this 450-nucleotide messenger RNA. The record is from the annotation of a GenBank genome assembly. Lineage: Eukaryota; Metazoa; Nematoda; Chromadorea; Rhabditida; Meloidogynidae.